Molecule: messenger RNA, 9349 nt
Organism: Ostrea edulis (European flat oyster)
Lineage: Eukaryota; Metazoa; Mollusca; Bivalvia; Ostreida; Ostreidae
Product: citron Rho-interacting kinase-like
Exons: 44
Coding region: 855-7532 (2225 amino acids)
Biological process (GO): mitotic cytokinesis; peptidyl-threonine phosphorylation; actomyosin structure organization
Cellular component (GO): cytoskeleton; cytoplasm
Molecular function (GO): ATP binding; protein serine/threonine kinase activity
Source: RefSeq, a predicted model, not a curated record
UUUCAUUUUAAAUUCAAGGUUUAAUUUCUUUUAUUUGAAAAUACAAAUACCAUCUAGAUGCCGACAGCACUGCUUUGACUUAGUAUACUCUAUUAAGUUUCUGACUAAAAAUCCCUUUACAUGAAUAAAAAUAACAUUAUCUAAUAAAAAGUUAAAAUUCUUAUAACUACCUAGUCGGGCUUGGGAUUCUCAUAUUUUCCAAUUCAUAGAGGGCGCUUUGUAUUUUUUUUAAACUAUGGCGCAUAUUUUGAAGACUGUGAAAACAUUAUAAAAACACCCAAUAGUUUGCUUUUAAAUUUUUAGUUUUCACCUGGAAGUUAAUCGAAAUUUGGAAUUGGUUCGUGUGUUUUAGUUCUCCAUGGUAAGAUAACAUGAAUAGAUAGGAAUUUUGAAUCACCUUUUUUUUUUUUUUAUAAACAUUGAUUUAGCGAUUUUAAACCAGGUAGGCAUAAAUGAUUAAAUACAAUGUUUAAAGCAACAAAACAAAAAGAGAGGGGUUGUUUAAAAAAAAACUACAAUGCAUGGAAUUCUUUCACAACCGGUUUAAAAGAUUAUAAACACUGCAGUAUUCAUUCUUUCUUUAUUUCCUCCCAUGGGAGAUUGCAUGAACAAUACAGAAAUUACAUCAUUAGAGUAUUACACAUAUUCAUAUAUACAAAGGAAAAGGAUAUGAGAUUUGUACAUAAGAAGAAAGUUGAGCACAAAAUAUGUACAGGCAAUACAUAGCUAAUUAGAAUUGAACACCGGAAAUGGUGAAAAACCUGCAUUAUGUAAGACGUAACUGUCUGCUGUAACAUGCUGCUGCAUCCCUCAGGAAGCGGAAGUUCAGAAGAUGCAAGCCGGGUACUAGGAAAAUGUCUGUCAGUAAAGUGGAGUCCAUUGAGAAGCGGAUUGAGGUAUUGGAUGGUUUGGUGGCUGGGUCGGUUUUGACUGAUGAUAUUUUUACCUCACUGACAACUAGAGAUGGACUUCUGGAUGCUCUCUUGGUGUUAUAUGAAGAAUGCAGCCAUGAUUAUCUCCUUAAAAAGAACAAGCAUGUGUCAACUUUUAUUAGAAAAUAUUCUUCCACUAUUGCGGAGGUGAAGAAGUUAAGAAUCAGUAUGGAGGAUUUUGAGGUCAAGGAUGUGAUUGGUCGUGGACAUUUUGGUGAAGUGCAAGUCGUCAGGGAGAAAUCCACAGGAACAGUGCAUGCUUUAAAGACCUUACAUAAGCAUGAAACACUGGCACAGCACGAGAUCUCCUUCUUUGAAGAAGAGCGUGACAUUAUGGCUUUAUCCAACAGUCCCUGGAUCACCAAACUUCAUUACGCCUUCCAGGACUCGCUCAAUCUGUAUCUGGUGAUGGAAUUCCAUGCUGGGGGAGAUCUGUUGUCUCUGUUGUCAAGGUAUGAUGAUAUCUUUGAGGAAAGGAUGGCUAAAUUUUACAUAGCUGAAAUGACCCUGGCAAUUCAGGCUCUACACUGCAUGGGUUAUGUUCACAGGGACAUAAAACCAGAAAACAUUUUGAUUGAUAUCCAGGGUCAUAUAAAGCUGGUUGACUUUGGUUCAGCUGCUAAACUGUCACCCGACAUGUUGGUGUCCUUUAGAAUGCCAGUAGGAACACCAGACUACGUGUCACCAGAGCUUCUGACAUCAAUCAACAACAAACAGAUUGUUAGUAAUUACGGAGUAGAGGUGGACUGGUGGUCUCUUGGAGUUUGUAUGUACGAGAUGCUGUAUGGCAAAACUCCCUUCACAGAUGAAAAUGGAUCUCUCAUCAACACAUACUCAAGAAUCAUGAACUUCAAGAAAUGCUUAAGUUUUCCAGAUUCUCCGACUGUGUCUGAGUCUGCUAUAAGUCUGAUUAAAGGUCUGUUGGCUGAUAAAUCCAGCAGGAUAAUGUACGAGGGAAUUGUAGCUCAUCCGUUCCUAUCAGAUCUGGACAUGGAGAAUAUGAAGCAAGUGAAGCCUCCAUUUGUACCACACUUGUCUAGUUUAGAUGACACUUCAAACUUUGAAGAAUUUGAGAAAAAACGUUACCAGCCAUCUUUUGAUGAUUACAACACAAGCAAAGAGUUUUCUGGAAAGGAUUUGCCAUUUGUUGGAUUUACCUACGUUAGACCACUGAACAGUGUAGAAGACAAGGAUUCAGAAUCACUACCGGAGAGUGACACAUCAACAGAGGAAUCAGUUGACUGCCACAGUGUUGAGGUCAAACUGACCGUGAAAGUCAACGAACUCCAGAGCAAGAAUCAUGAUUUGGAGGAGUCACAGUGUUCUAUAAGGUCAGAGGUCGAGAGACUACAGAUGAAAACACAGGAGAAGGAUGAGGAAUUGCGUAGGAUGGAAGCAGAACGAGACAGCAUGGAGAGGGAGCUACAGGAUGCUCUGACACAGAAACAGUUUUUGGCUGCUCAGCUUGAUAAAGCUUCUGCAGAAAAGGAACAGUUGGAACUACAUGCUAUGAAGAACUUUAAUGAUAUCUUUGAAAUGAGAAAAGAAGCUCAGGCAAUCGAGGAAGAAAUACUUCGGUGUCAGGUAGAAGAGUUACAGGAAGUUGCAACGGAACUAGAGCGAGAGAAGGAGAGCCUACUACGAAAGGUAUCACAACGCGACAAGCAGAUAGAGUCUUACAGAGAGCAGAUCACAGCCAAUCAGAAACAGCAGGCGGAGCUCCAAAGUCGUCUAGCCAAGGCAAGGCGGAAGUCACUGGGGGACCAGAAGAGAGACCUGGCCCUGCUGGAAUCUCAAUCCAAUACUUGGAGAGAGCAAAUCUCAGAGAAAACAGAUGAAAUUCGGGAAAAAGAUCAAAGGAUUCAGGAAUUGGAGGAUAUGUUGGAGGCCUAUGAACAGCAGGAGAAAGAUUUCAUGGAGAGGGAGCAGGUAUUACUGGACAAGCUUCAGACAACACCCUCCAAGGAAAAAGUGGAUAUUAAGGUCAUGCUCACAACCAGUAAAUCACCUGGUAAGAAGGAGAUCAACAGCAAAAUAAAGAAAAUACAGGAGCUGGAGGAUUUAUUGGAGAAGUAUGAAGCGGACUCCAAGGCUUGGCAGGAAGAGGAGGACCAGUAUAACGAGAUUAUCGAGACUCUGAGUGGAGAAGUGGCAGCGAUGAAGCACCAGUCUCGUCUGACUGUCCAGGCCAAGGAAAAUCUGCUAGAGCAGAUCAGACUGCACCAGGAGGAGAUCGGCAAACAGAAGCAGAAAAUAAAGGGUCUACAGGAGCAUGUUAAUACCUAUAUAGAGGGAAAGAGAAAGGACUCUAGAGAAAGUUCUCUUGAAAAACAUGUCAAGGAACUAGAGAUAGAGGUGGAAAUGUUACGAGAUGACAAAAGGAUGCUGAUGAAGGACAAGCUGGCUGUCCAGACUGAACUGGAUAGCCAUAAAUGUACACAAAUGGACAGUGAACGAGUGAAUCAUCAAAUUAUACAGAAAAUCAAUCGUUUGACUGCCAAGCUUGAGAGAACCGAGCGGCAGUUGUCUGCCAGCCGUGAUCGGGAAAUUCAAGUCAGGAUCAAGUCCCGAGAAGCUCAGGAAAUCAGAGAAAAGUUGCAAGAGGAGAACUUGAAAGCAGAGAGAAAAGAAAAUGAUGAAUUAAAGGCUAAACUUUCUGCCUUGAAUGUUGAACUUGAACAACUAAAACACACUUCUGAACGAGACAAUGAGGUCAAGGAUCUUAGAAACACCCUGGAAACCAGCAACCAAAAAAUUGUACAACUACAACAGAAGGUGGAUAAACUAACCAGUGAAAAAUUUGACUUUUUGAAAGAAAUCCGUGAGGUGAAGGAGGAGAAAGACAGACUAGAGGAAAUGCUGAAACUGAACAAAAAAGAGCUGGAAAAGGUGGAAAAAAAUGUCUCUGAGUCCACAGUCAUGAAGGAAGAGAAUUCCAAACUGAAGAAUGAGAAAGACCAGCUCAAGUCCAGACUGUCUGACCUGGAAAGUGAGAAGCUGAUGUUGGAGGUAAAGCUGACUAGAGAAUGUGAGGCAGUGAAUGUAAAGCUUCAGAGUGUGGAGCAGGAACUAGAGGAGCAGAAGAUACUGUCGGCCAAACGCUGGAACAAGAUUGAGGAUGCAGAGGAUCUACGACAGGAAAACAAGCUCCUGCAGAGCAAGGUGGAAAUGCAGAAAAAGAAGGCAGAUGAACUGGAACUAAAGAUCAAAGACCUCGAGGGUCAAAUGGCAGACAGUAAGAAGAAGUUAGAAAAGAUGUCUACCAUCAGUCAGGAGCUUGACAAAUUGAAGCUAGUCAGAAGGUCAUCAGAGGUCAAGAUACAGGAAUUGCAGCGGGAACUUGCAGACAACCAGCAGAGGGCAACCAGCAACAAAAAAGAUGUCCAGCAUUUGGAAGAAAAACUCCACAAGGAAAAGGAACAGACUACUGACAAUAUGUCUGAGUUGAAGAAGGAACUGCAGGAGUCUAACCUCGCCUUGAGUGAGGCUCGCUCGCUCGUGUCCGCCAUGCAGAGACAGGAACAGAGCUUGAGGGACAAGUUUAAUCAGGAGAUUCGUGAGCUACAAAUGAAGCUGCACAAGUCUCAGGGCUCCCUACACCUGGAACAUGACAUUAAUUCCGUAAUAAUGGAGAAACAGAACCUACAACUCAAGCAAAAGGAGAUGGAGGAGCGGAUAGGGAAUCUGUUAAAGGAGAAGGGGACAACAGUGUUAGAAAAACAAAACAUGGAGGAGAAAGUAGUGCAGAGUCAGCAACAGUGUGAACUGGAGAGAAAGAAAGCAGAGGUAUUGAGGGGCGUGGUGACAGACUUGGAGGACCAGCUUAAAGAUUACGAGACGCUGAUUGAAGAGUAUGAAAAACAGCAGGCGGACUGGGAGGACAUCAAGAAGAAGUUUGAGUCUGCAGUAGACGAAAGAGAAUUGGAGAUUGAGGGAACAAGUCAAAAGAUCCAGGAACUUCAACAUGCCAAACAAAAUGCAAGUGAAAAGCUGAAUCAAACAAAGAAGGAAUCUCAGGCUGAGAGAGCAUCCCUUAAAUCUGAAAUAGAGGCUCUGAAGAUGAAGGAGUGGGAAUCCAGGAAAGAAAUAGACACAUGGAGGACACAGGUGAAAGAGCUGGAGAAUAAUGUGUCCAAAUGUCAGGCCAUGCUGAAGUCCCAGGUCAAAAACAUGGACGCUGACAGUGAAGAAAAGAACAGGCUAAAGGAGGAGAUAUCCAGCAAGAUAACAGAAAUCCAGGAUCUGAGAUCUAAGAACCUGAAGCUGAAGCAAAGUCUGGGGGAGGCUAUGGAUAAGUUUGAGAUGAUCUUUGGAGAAAAAGUGGACCUAGAGAAUUUUGCUGAGGCACUACAGGGUUUACACUUUUUGGAGAAGUACAAAUUUGAGAGCAUGAUUGGUCAGCAGAUGAAGUUAAUAGAUUAUCUUCACGCUCUGUACGAAGAGAACAACAGCAAAAAGAAAAAGACAGCAAAGAAAGGCAGAAAAUCAUUCAACUUUGGUAAGGUACAUUUCCCAGCAAUGGAGGACUUGCAAAAUUCUCUGGAACUGGAACGGAAGAGGAAUGUAAAACUGACAGAACAGAUGGACAAAAUGAGACAGGAAAAUUACAGCCAAGCUCAGGAGUUACUGCAGUUAAAAGGACCAUUAAAAGAAAAGGUAGAUACCACGCUCACUCCCCAUGAAAAAGCAGCAGUGGCUUGUAGAACACCACUGAAGAGUGUUCCUAGUGCCAUUCUAACCCCCCGGGCCCAGCGGUACAACAUGGAUACCCAGGAGAUUCAUCCCCUUAGGAUGCAUCAUAACAUCCCCCACCGGUUUGUCACUGGGCUCAACACCCGUGCCACAAAGUGUGGUGUGUGCCUAGGGAGUGUACCAUUUGUCAAGAAGGCUUCUAAAUGUCAGGCCUGCCUGAUGACGUGUCACACCCGAUGUACGUCUGCUGCCCCGUCCACUUGUGGACUUCCCACCGACUACAUCCACUACUUCACCACCAUAAUGAGUAAAAUCGAGCGGACGAGUAAAAAGUUCACACUGGAGGACACCAAUCAAAUCAAAAUCAAAGGAUGGCUCAAGGUGCCCAGGACAGGAAAGCCUGGCUGGGAGAAGAGGUGGUGCAGUCUAGAGAACAAUAUCUUGUUGAUGUAUAGGGAGGAAUCGGAUGCUAACCCCAUCGACACAUUUGACCUGAAUCCUGCGGAAACCGAUGUGACUGUUCACAGUGCUAUCAGCAGUGCUGAGCUCCCAAACACUGCCAGCACCGAUCUACCAUACGUCCUGAAACUGGAACAUGAACCACUUACCACAUGCUGGCCUCGAAGAGAGUUGUAUCUGAUGGCCGUCACAUUCCCGGACAAACAGAAGUGGGUUGCCUCCUUUGAAGCAGCCAUUAAAAGUCUUCAAAGAGUUGAUGCCACAUUCAAAAGAACAAGAUUACAAGAAUUCCGUAUACUGGAGCUCAAGGGUGACAGAAGACUAGAACUAAACUGUACUUUGAUUGUUUCUAAUCAUAUGUUGCUGCUAGGAGCUGAUGAAGGUCUAUUUGCUGUCAACAUUCACAAGGGUCAGCAUACCUUGGUGACCAAGCUGACCGGUCUGAAGAGCAUUCAUCACAUGGUGUAUGCCUCAGGACUAGGCUGGGUAAUUUGCAUCACAGGUCAGGACCGCCAUGUGGUAUAUAUUCACCGAGAGGCCAUCAAAGCAAGGCUGAGCCAGGCAACCACUGACGAGACAGAACACGUGCCCAGCGACAAAAUUCCCUCCCUGGUGGGCUGUACUGUGCUGGAAGUCGCGCGCGUGUACGAGAGCCUCUAUCUGGUGACCGGGUUCGAUGACAGAAUCACAGUGUUGAAGUACAACACUGAGCUCAAAGAAUUCUGUAUAAGAAAGGAGCUGAAGAUUCAGGAACCAUGUAGCUGUAUUUGUCUGGCCGAUGACUUUGCUAUUGUGGGAACUGAGAAAUUCUACAAGUUUAGUCUGGAGCAUCCCUCAUUGACAGAGUUUGUGGACAAAAAGGAUAACUCCCUGGCUUUUGCUGCCUUUGGAGCUGCCAUCCACAACAGCUUCCCUUUGGCUGUUGUCAAUGUCACACCAGAGGGACUCCCAAUGGAAUUCUUACUUUGUUUCCAUGAGUAUGGAUUCUUUGUGGACUGUCAUGGAAAAAGAAGCAGACCAAAAGAUAUGAAGUGGAGCUGCCUUCCGCUAGCAUUUGCCUAUAGUGAACCAUAUCUGUUUGUUGUGUAUUUCAACAGUAUUCAAGCCAUAACCAUUCCUGCCAAUAAAAUGCAUACAAGAGGAAAGCAGACUUCUCUAGAUAUCUACUGCCCACGCUUGCUUGGGAAUUCCAUGAAGACUGGAGGAGUAUAUGUGUCGACAAACACAGGGAAUAGUACACAGAUGAUGUGUCUGCAAGGCAAUGACGGCAUCAGUGACAAAGAGAACAAGGCCAGUAAAUCAGAGAGACAAAAGAAGUUUGUCAGCCCAAAGAGAGGGAUUAUGAAAAACUCUCAGCGCCAAGACUCCCUGACAUCCAUCAGUAGUAACUCCAGCACUGGAUCUACGUUCUCCAUGUACAGUGCAUGCAGCGGGAAUUCAGAGUUGUAGUGGUUGUCAUAGUAAUCUAUACUGUGUAAACAUGGCAUCAUCCGACUGCUUCAAGGGACCAGAUCGAUGAGUCUGUCCAUUCUACAGAGCUUGACAAUAAACUCAUUCUUGGUUCCGUGAUCAGUACCACACAGGAUCCUAAGCUGCUGUGCCAUACCUUUUGAGUGAUGGACAUCAUAGAACAAGCAUGUACAUAGAGUUUGUAAUGUGACAGACAGCUCACACUGGGAUAACGAAAUCAAUUAUAACAGAUUAUUACUGGGAAAUAGUCUGUUUAGGCUAUUUCUUUGUCUCUUAUAAGACCAGAGGAGUGACAAUAGUACAUGUGUGUUUUAACUUCAAGUACCAUACUUGUAAAAUAUGUAAAUAGACGAAAUCUUAAUCAAUUGUGUUCAAUGAUCAUGUAAAAAUAAUUUAUUUUUAUUUUGCCAGUUCAGGUAAUGUGCAAUCAUUUGUUGGUUUGUUUUGUGGGUUGUUGUUUUUUUUUUUUUUUUUUUUAGAUACCCAGUAGUUUAAAAAACCCGGGAAAAUUGAAGUAAACUUUUCAGAUCAGAGUUAGUUGUUUGUAUUCACAUGUACACUGUAUAAAUCAUUAGGCCAACAUUACUUAAUAUUAAGAGCCAUGACUUUAACAAAGGGGAUAUAAUUUAGAUUUUGAAUAUAGUGGAAAUUUAUGAUGUCACUGGAAUUAAUUUCCUUGUAGAAAUUUUACUUCCAUUAGACAGAGACUGUCACAUGAUGGAGAUUCAUUGUAUCGAUUCACAGGCACUGAGGCACUGAUGAAGCCAUUACUGAAGUCAUAUGAAGGUUUUAUACACGAGUCUUAUUACAGGCUGCAUUAUGGUAUAGCCUUUCCCAUCUGUCGGCUAGUUUUUUUUUUAUGUCUUUCUGGGGGGGGGGGGGGGGGGGGGGGGGGGGGGGGGAGGAGGUCUCAAACCAAAAAUAGAUUACUAUAGUCUUCGUCUAGAAUUCUCUGGCUAUAAAAAAUUAAGUCUGGAUCAUAUCUUUUAAACUGUUAGGCCUAGGACUACCAAAGCUGAUCAGCUGAUGCAUCUUUUGGGGGGGGGGGGGGGGGGGGGGGUUCAUGAACCAAACAAAAGUAGGUCACUGUGGCCUCUUACUGGAAUUAUACGCCUAUACAUAUACAAACUGUGUCUGGAAUUGUGAGGCCUAGGGCCAUCAAACUUAGUUGAUGCAUUUUGGGGGAAGUGUAUGCCAUGACCCAAAAGUAGGUCACCGUGGCCUCAAUUUGGAAUUGCAAUUGAUAGUAUCAUAGCUUCUGACUUCAAGCAUGCAUCAUGUACAUUUGGUUUCAGACAGACAUAUUAGGUUCUCGCAAUGGCUUGUGAUACACCUUAUUUCUUCUAUACAGUAAAGUGACUGAAUUGAGCUUUGUGACCCAUAGUUUUGUUUGUAUUAUAUUUCAAAUGUGUUUGCUUUUGAUAUUUUUCAAACUUUAUGAUAGCCAUUUCCCCAUGAAUUUGUUGCAGUUCUGAACAUUGCACUCAUGAAUCUUGAAAAAAAUGUAGUAUGUAUAUUUUAACAGCUGGGAAUAAAAGUAAAAUGUAAAUUAGUAGUUUAUAAAAAAUGACUUUCACAUUGGAAAAUACAUGAGGGUAUGAAGUUUGUCUGCAUGAAGUGUUGCAGUUCAUACCUUCAUGUAUUUUCAAAAAUGAAAUUUAUUUCUUUAGUGUACAUUCAAAUAGUAAGACUUGUAGAGAAAAUAAGUUUAUUGUUAUGUAUUGAUAUACAGUACAUAUCUGACCAAAUCAGGGUUGUUUGUAAUAACCAAUAAAGAAUGUGAUGUAAAACUUGAA